AAAAGAAGAGAAACGGUUGUCGUUAACAGAAUAACAAUAACUUGCUACCUUUGCUGUGACUUACUCCAAACCACAAGAUCGGGUCUGAGCAUGCGCACUGCAUCGCUUCUAUGGGGACGGGGAGGACAUCACGGAAAAAAAAACGCAGCAGCAGCAGCACCACAAACAACCCCACGCCGAGAUUUCGCCUCUGCGCUGCGCCAACAGUGCGCAACGAAAGCGGCCCAACGGCCAUGCCCGGUGCGGCGUUAACGUGCGGGACGACCGCUUGACAGGCCCGGGGCGAGGUCUGAGCCGUCAACCGGGGGAAGCUGGGAGGGGAAAUACAUUUCUUCGUAUGGGAGCAGCAUGCGGGAAAUGGUUGGAGGUUGCUGCGUGUGUUCGGACGAGCGAGGCUGGGCAGAGAACCCGCUGGUUUACUGUGAUGGACACGGCUGCAGCGUCGCCGUUCACCAAGCAUGUUACGGCAUAGUCCAGGUUCCCACCGGUCCGUGGUUCUGUCGGAAGUGUGAAUCGCAGGAGAGGGCGGCCCGCGUGAGGUGUGAGCUGUGUCCCCACAAAGAUGGUGCCCUCAAGAGGACAGACAGUGGAGGCUGGGCACACGUUGUGUGCGCCCUCUACAUCCCUGAGGUUCAGUUUGCCAACGUCCUCACUAUGGAGCCCAUCAUCCUGCAGUACGUGCCCCAUGACCGAUACAUCAAGACCUGUUAUAUCUGUGAGGACCAUGGGAGGGAGAGCAAGGCAGCCUGCGGAGCUUGCAUGACCUGCAACAGACAGGGCUGCAGACAACAGAAGAAGUUGCGCUCCAGUGAAAAUACAAGUAGCUCCUUCAGUCAUGCCCGGAAGCUGUCAAGCUCUCCGCCACAAGACAAACAUCACCACCACAGACCGAGGAAGAGUCAUAAGGACAAGAUUCGGCAGAAAGAGCGCCACAAAAAGUCUUCUGACAGCCUGGGCUCAUCCGUGAUGACCAGCAGUAUAGAAAAGAUAUCCUCCAGUCACCACAACAGCAAGGACAGUGAAGGAAAGUCCAAGAAGCUGAGCUCACACGGCCACAGUCACCGCAGCAAGAAGACGGGAAGCACCGGCAAGAGCUGCUCCUCCUCCUCCUGUUCCUCCAGUCCAUUCAACGCAGGUGGCUCACUGUCCUCCGCCCAGGAUUUCCAUUCGUUCUCGUCGUCGGCGGCGCGCCUGGAGCGCGAUCACGACCAAAGAGGAGACGACCACAGUGGCGAGGAGCGCCACAGGAGGCCAGCAGUGCAGGAGGAGGAGAACAAAGAGGACGAUGAAAAGGGAGACAAAGAUGAGGAGGAGGAGGAGGAGGACAGUAAAUACCACAAGCCACCAGCUUUGACUCUUGCUGAUGGCCCACUGGCAGGGUCACAGGGUCACGACCGGUCGGAGGGCAACUCGAGCCCUUUCGAGAACAAGGUCACUAUUUCCACCUUUGGGUCCAUCAUGCGCAUCACCUCUUCGUCGGGGCUGGGCAGCAGUUGCAAGAUCCGAAAGAUCUCCUCCUCCGGGGACUACAAGCCCUCCAAGAGUCUUUGUAAGCCGUCUCAAAUCAGCACGCCGCCCAUCCUGGAGGAGGCGGCCCAGGAGGACAAAGCCACGCCUCCGCCGCUCCCCCGCGAGAGGCGGCACCGCGGCAACAAGAAGAGCAGCCACGGUCCAGGGCGCCCCCGGGGCAGCAAGAACCGAGAGAGGAGGGAAGAGGAGCAUCACCAUCACCGCGCAGCGCCGCCUCCUCCAGCCUUAACCUCCUCGCUCCACCCGAGCCCGUCCUCCGUCCCUCACCCCGCCUUCACCUCUGCGCUGCCUCCCGCGGCCGUCUCUUCUUCCUCUUCUUUCUCCUCCUGCGCCGGCGUAUUUUCCACAAGCCGUGGCAACUCUCUGCUCAGCUCCGGGAUCUACUCCAGCCUAAAGGACCCUCUUGCACUGGGUGUGGGUGUCUGCAGUGCCCCUCUCUCCCUGGGUGGAGGGGUGUGCAACACCUCCCUGUCCCUGGGAGGGGGCAUGUGUAGCACCCCUCUGUCCUCAGGACUCCUUACGUCCAACGUGUCCUCACUCUCACUUCCUUCAGUCAACGCUGUCUCAAACACACAGGUCCAUCCGGGUUCCAGCACCGGCUACAGCCUGACCUCCAGCCAGCCAUUCGCCGGCUGCCUCUCCACAGGCCCGACACUGCCGCCGCUACUGACCCAGGCGCAGACCUCACUGCCAGAGUCGGACCUCGAUGACUGUCGCUUCCCGUGUCAGGGGAUCUCGCCCAGAGAGAGUCUUUCUUCACAGUCUCCCAUGAGCUGUCUCCCCCUUCUGUUUGACCAAAGGGACGUGUUGAGUGCGGGAGUCAGAGCUCGGCCCGAGAACGUCCCUCCGGCCAGCUCCCACAUCGAGCUCCUGUUGGAGAAACACGGCAAUGGGGAGAUGGGAGUCAACAUUGUGGAGAUGCUCCAGUCGCUCCACUCCCUGCAGCAGGAGAACCAGCGCCUACAGGACCAGAUCCUCUGCCUGACGGCCAAGAAAGAGCGGCUGCAGCUGCUCAACACGGAUCUGGCCGUGUCUUUCCCUCCACACUUUCAUUCCGCCCACGGCGCCAUGCACACCUCAGCCCAGAUCAACUUCCUGUCAUCCAGCCAAGACCUCCUGGGCACCAAUAAGAGUCCUCUGUCCAAAGGCUGCUUCAUGAAUGACGCCUCCUUUGUUACCUCAUCUGAGGAGCUUCACUCUGCCAGUCCGUCCCGCAGUAGCUCCUCCCUCUCCUUCCAGAGUACUCCUCCCCCCCAACAGAGUCCCGCCUCCUUCGGCCAGCCCGUGCCCAACGGCCUGAGUCGAGGCUUCGCUGAUGGCUCGGGGCCCUCCAAUCAGGCUGUCGGCUCCUCUUUGCCCGUGGUGGGCGGGCUCAUGUCGUCCCUGGCAGGAAGUCCUCAGCUGAAUAUGAACGGCGUGCUGGGCGCCCUGAACGGCGUGAUCCAGUCUCCUGUGCAGAACGCCCCUCAGCCCAGCCUGCCCGCUUUGCGCCCCCAGCCUCCACCGCUCAACCCCCAGGCUCUGGCACAGGGCUUCCAGCUCCCCAAGGGUGUGAGCGCGACUUCUCUCCUGUCAGAGCAGCAGAAGCUGCUUCUUCUUGAGCAGCAGCAGCAACAGCAACAGCAGCAGCUCCAACAUUUCCUCACCUCACAGAACUUCACUCCUGAGCAGCAGGUGAUGGUGUGCCAGAUGCUGCAGCAGCAGAGACAGAGGGAGCUGCAGCGCCUCACGCUGACGGGAGCACUCGCCUCCAACCCAAACUCCCCCAUGAUCGCCCCGUCACCCACCCUGCUGUCCUCCGCCACAGCCUCCCCCCUACAGGGCGGCCAGGGAGGCAGCCUCUUCGGCCUGCAGGACAGUGCUCUCCACAAGCCCGGGGCGACGGGAGAGAAGGGUGGAGACAAGAAUGGGUGAUGUUUCUUGAUUUCACAGGAGCAGCUCAAAUGAAGAAGUGGGGCAUGGCAGGCGGCUUGAAGAGCUACGGUCAACUGACAUGACUCCUGAACGCGUCUCGUUCCUUUUGUCAUCUUUAUAUUCCACCCUCUGGAAUGAAUGUAUAACAGGAUGGACGUAAACGUCAAGGUGGAGUUUUUCGUGUUUUUGAAAUUCUUCAAAUCAGAGGUUCUUCUCAUAGUUUUUGUUUUGUGUAGGCAGCUUUCAGAGAGCAUGAAUGCAGUGGUCUCUUCCUUAAUUGCACUACUUUGUUAACUAGACCAAGUUGAGUUCCUGCUCAUCCCUGCAGGUGCUGUGGAGGAUUUUGGUUUAAAGUGUGAACUUGAGGUCAGAGCGUUUUUUUCGCUGACUUCUACAGCACUGAACAUUUGUGAUUUCCGUGCAUGGCUUUGAGCCAGAGUUUCCCUUCUGUCAGUGAGACUCACAAACGUCUGGCACUUCUUGCGACCUUUAACUGUCUUCCUUGAUAUUGUGUCUUCCCUUUGUGUUCACCCCACUUCAUCCAGAUCUUCUGUAUGUUGCAGCCCCUCAACGGCACUUACUAUGUAAAGGAUAGUUAUACUCAUUUCUGAUCUAUGGUUAGUGGCAUUUCAACUUUAAGCUAGUUAUUACCUCAGAUGUUUCUGCCGCUUGUUAACAAAUGUUGUGCUCAGUUAUUGCCGCAAAAGCCUUCACUGGAUAUAAAUGCCCACCAAAAAGGUCGAUCUGUAAGGUAAUAACCCCCAUAAAUGUAAAAAUGGCACUUCGAAAAUGGCGCCAUUCUCCACUAGAACCUGGAUUCAACACGUUGAAUCAUGUUGGGCUCCAAAUGAGAGUUUCUAAAGAAUUUUAUAUCUUCCCAGUUGCUAUCGAGAUUAAGCAGACAAAACCAAACAUUUGGAAAAUUGUAAGUAAGAAUUUUUUUUUUCUUAAACAAGUGUGCACUUUGCAUGUUAGUAGCCAACAAAGCAAAUUCUCCACCAACACCUUUAAGAAGGAUGCUCGGUACUUUCUAGCCCACUAGGGACUGACAGCUUUUUGAUUUCUGUGAAUAUUUUGCACUCCUCUUCCUGAAGAGUCCGUUUAUUAUUAUGUUACUUCCAUACAUAUACAGUAUAUUCCUUUCAUGUUCACCAACUAGUUGUUCUUUUAGCAAUACUGGAUAGAUAAUGCCUUAAUGAUGCUAGAGUUACAGAGAAAACCAUGAGCCCAAAGGCUCUUACUCUCUUGUCGUCUUUCUUUGAUAGUGUUUUUUAUCUCGGGGUAUAAGGAGGUGAAAAGACCUUUCCUAAAAACCUGUUUAUACUAUUGAUAGCUAAGCGAGGAUUUCAAAAGUCGAAUCGUGUGAAUAACCGUAUAGUGGUAACUGAAGUGUCCACGGUGUCAUUUUUGUGUGGAGAUUGCAAUGUUCUUUAGUCGUUUGUGCUUCAGAGAAGUGAGUUACGAGGACUGAAGGAGAAGCUCAAAGUUUAGGGGUCAUAGGAGACGGGAGUGGUAGCUGUUGUUCUGUCACGACGUUGUGCGAUGCAUAGUGUAGCUGUUAUCAGGCGGUGCAUGAGUCCAUUUAAGAACCGAAGCCAAUGUAGAGAUAAGUGUGUCUUUCCUUCCAGCUUCACUUUGUCACACAACGCCUCCGCUUUGGCUCUGUUUUACUAACGGAGGCUAUUCGCAAACUAAGGGAUUACUUUAUUUUAUUUUCUCCCGCGUGUCUCACUCGUUUGCAAUCCUGAACAUGAUCUCCCUUACAUGUGAUAUGUCGAGUGCUCGAUGAUUUGGUUAGCAGCCACUGUAGACGUCAUAAAGGAACUUCUAGCAGCUCACUAGUCUGUGAUGAAUACUGUAGCAGUGACAAAAGGAGAAUGUUGAUCCUGUCCUUAAAGACAUGAGCCAACGCGUCGACCAAGUAUGUCCUCGUUAGUGCCCUCUCAAGGGAGGCAAAGUCCAGACACACAAUCGUGUUUGAGAGGGUGGUGCCGAGGUUUUCUGAAGCGGUUGUUUCUUUCUCAUGUUGCACUGGGGCGUUUUUGGGCCCAAUUGUAAAAUCGUUUUGAGUACCUUUUCAAUUUUGUUGUAUAUUUUAAUAUGUUUGUGUAGAAACACAUUCAUUCUUUUAAGCUUUUAAGUUUGGGUGACUAAGAUAAUCCAUGUUCUGAAUGUCGUACUGUGUAUCUUUUUAUGUGUUACAACAUUUAAGCACCUGAUACUGAAUGAGGCCAGAGAGGGAGUUACCGACUGGGAUAUGAAUCGCAUGAAAUGCAGUGACAUAUCUCAGAUGUGUUGCUAAGUACCAAGUAAUAACUAUGCAUCAUUUUAAAUGCAUUGUUCCCUGAAAAAAAAGAAAUUAACUGAAAUGAGCACUGAAUUUUAAAAAAAGGACAAGGAUGUUGUCAUUGUACAGUGUAUUUGUUUGAGAGAAUUGAUCAAAACAAAUUUGACAUUAUUCAGAUUAAAAGCCCUGUAAAGUAUUUUGAUAUUUUUGUGUGUAGAAUUAAAAAGAAUGAGUUUAAACGAUUUUUUUGUCAAUAAAUGUAUUUUACCGAGUUGUUUUACAUUUUC
Messenger RNA from Pungitius pungitius (ninespine stickleback), 6018 nucleotides. Its product is annotated as protein AF-17-like. The record is from RefSeq and is a predicted model, not a curated record. The transcript has 19 exons. Bases 349 to 3444 code for a protein of 1031 amino acids. Lineage: Eukaryota; Metazoa; Chordata; Actinopteri; Perciformes; Gasterosteidae. Gene Ontology annotation, cellular component: nucleus. Gene Ontology annotation, biological process: regulation of transcription by RNA polymerase II. Gene Ontology annotation, molecular function: nucleosome binding; histone binding.